AUGUCAGGUCUCGACGUUGAAGCCCUCCUCGAGUCUACCGCGGCGGCCACCCCCCAGGACUCAGCACCGUCUCAGGAGCGCGAUGACCCUUUGAAUGCAGACAGCAGUGAACGACGCGAUCGCGAUCGUUCGCGGGAUCGUGAGCGCAGACGACGCGACCGGAGCCGUGACCGACGCCGUGAAAAAGACGCCGAUGGAGAUGAAGACAUGAAGAGUCCGAAGAGCGAACAUGGCAGUGCUAACGGAAGCCAUAGAAGCAGAAAGAGGAGCAGAAGCCGCGACAGCGAGCGCCGUCGGUCCCGUCGCGACCGCUACGGCGAUGACUAUCGCUCCGGCGGAGAUUUUUACCGCGGAGGUGGCCGGGCUCGCACACGAUCUCGCUCCCCCUAUGAUGAUCGCUACUACCGGCCUUCCGGUCGCUCGCGGCGCGAAGACCGGGAGGAAGACCGACGCUCUCGUCGUGAGCGCAAGCGCAGCCCGAGCAAGGAGAAGUCUCCGGAGCUUAAUGAGGAUGAGCGUGACAGGCGUACCAUCUUCGUCCAGCAGCUUGCCGCGCGGCUGAGGACGAAGGAACUGAUCGCUUUCUUCGAAAAGGUUGGACCCGUCAAAGAGGCUCAGAUUGUGAAGGAUCGUGUCAGUGGACGCUCCAAAGGUGUUGGUUACGUUGAAUUCAAAAGCGAAGAGUCCGUCGCGCCCGCUAUUCAGCUCACCGGUCAGAAGCUUCUAGGAAUCCCGAUCAUUGCACAGUUGACGGAAGCGGAGAAGAACCGCCAGGCCCGCAACCCAGAGGCCAGCAGUGGACACAACCACGCGGCACCAUUUCACAGGCUAUACGUGGGUAACAUCCAUUUCAGUAUCACUGAAAAUGACCUCCAGAAUGUUUUCGAACCCUUUGGCGAACUCGAGUUUGUUCAACUUCAAAAGGACGAAACAGGCCGAAGCAGGGGCUAUGGUUUCGUACAGUUCCGUGAUCCCAAUCAAGCUCGUGAAGCUUUGGAAAAAAUGAAUGGCUUUGACCUUGCUGGUCGAGCAAUCCGUGUUGGCCUUGGCAACGAUAAGUUCACCCCUGACUCGUCAGCGCAACGCUCUCAGGGCCAUGGUGCGAACCAACAGAAUUUUCAGGGCUCUUCAUUCUCUGGCCAAGGAGGGCGUGGUAUCCAGGCUGGUGGUACAAGUAGCUUUGACCGUGCUGGUGGCCGUGAUUCCGAGAAGGGAGCUGGCGCAAGUGCUCUGGACGAUACGGACGUUGCCGGUGUGAACUUCAACAACUAUAGUAGGGACGCAUUGAUGAGGAAGCUUGCAAGAACAGAUGAACCUGCCGAACCUGCUGCCGACGACAAGCAGAAACUACUUCGCCCCAAGACAGAAGUCAAGCCGCUGCCUGUGAACGUCAACAUGGCGAGCCGUUGUGUUCUGCUUCGGAACAUGUUUGAUCCUUCUGAGGAAGAAGGUGAAGCUUGGAUCAAAGACCUGGAGGAUGACGUCCGCGCUGAGUGCGAAGAGAAAUAUGGCCAUGUUGUUCACAUUGCACUAGAUCCCAACUCUCAAGGCGACAUAUACCUCAAGUUCGACCGGGUUCAAGGCGGCGAGAAUGCCAUCAAAGGCCUCAACGGACGAUUCUUCGGCGGUCGCCAGAUCACCGCCCAGCCUGUUGUCGAUGCUGUGUACAGCAGCUUGUUCUCACGCACGAAAGCGAUCUAG
Messenger RNA from Aspergillus clavatus NRRL 1, 1701 nucleotides. Its product is annotated as putative RNA splicing factor (Pad-1). NCBI's taxonomy places the organism in Eukaryota, Fungi, Ascomycota, Eurotiomycetes, Eurotiales, Aspergillaceae. Gene Ontology annotation, cellular component: nucleus. The record is from RefSeq and is a predicted model, not a curated record. The transcript is spliced from 4 exons. Gene Ontology annotation, molecular function: RNA binding. Gene Ontology annotation, biological process: mRNA processing. Bases 1 to 1701 code for a protein of 566 amino acids.